Messenger RNA from Bursaphelenchus xylophilus (pine wood nematode), 3227 nucleotides. NCBI's taxonomy places the organism in Eukaryota, Metazoa, Nematoda, Chromadorea, Rhabditida, Aphelenchoididae. The record is from the annotation of a GenBank genome assembly.
AUGGAGAGGGAUAAGUUCCUGCAGAUUGGCUAUUACCUAGCAAGCUGUUCGAUGAUUAUGGACAUGUUCACAGAAAACCAGAUAAAGCCGAACGCCUACGAAAUCGUUACUUAUGAAUGGAGCAAUCUUGUCAGUGCCAUGUACAAGAGUAAAUUCAUUUUCCGUGGACCUGACCAUGAGGAUACUCUGUAAGUAUAUGACUUUUUUGAGUUAUAGUGGCGGACAUGAUCUAGUAUCAAAAAACGUACCAUUUUGCAUUCGGGAAGUAUCAAAAAAUGUGGCAAAAUACCUCCCUCUCUAAAUGAAAAAACUCCGAUUUCAAAAGCCUUCAAAACGAAGUUUUUUCACUUGGAGAGGGAAGCAUUUUGCCACAUUUUUGAUACUUCCCGGAUGCAAAAUGGUAUGUUUUUUUGCCACUGGAUCAGGUCCCAUUGUAUCUGAUUUUUUGAGUUAUUAGGGUGAUGAUGUCAAUAUUACAGGUUCGAUAAAGUGAGAGUCCAGGCCGAUUUUGGAGCUGACGGUAUACCCACUUAUCUACGAGUAUUUGAAGACAACAAUGGCCAACAGUUUAUGCAACUGUCCUACCAAGGACGACGGUAAGCGCAUGCCUUCUUUUUACCAAAGUUUAGCGGCAAAGACUGCGUGAAGUUUCUGAAUUCCUCACAUACGCUUUGCUACAACUCAGGAACGUCUUACAUGACGUCGAAAGACAACUUUAUGUUUGUUCCGAGUGACGUCACUGCUCUCCUGGAGUUCGGGGAUGUGUCACAGCCGCUGAGUCUUAAUGAAGUAUAUAGAGGCAUAACAACGGCACAUGAAGUGCGCGUGGGAGUCGAGGUGGUCGGCCAGAACAUAUACUUUUACAGAGAUGAUGGGGACAGAAAGGAGUGCAAGCAGCUGUCGUAUGCACUGGGAUCACUCAAAAAGUAUCGAUUACAAGAGUGUAAACUACCGCACACAAUCGACAUUGUUGAAGGCAAAUCAACGAUGGUUUCACUGGUAGUUUCGAUAUUAUUUUAUUCAUCCAAGACUCUAGGCCUUUCUGAAAGCAAUAGAAUACAUGGACGCAGCAAAACAAGACGAUAAAUGUGUCCUGCCAAUCACACAAGCAUCCAUCCUUCAGAAUACCUAUGUCAGAUUCCUCUAUAAAGAUCCUCAAAAGGAGCAGGGACCAACCGACGAUAUGACGAUUUACAUUAUUGCCGGGGUCGCAGCCGCGAUUUUCGUUGUGAUUUCCAUUAUUGGCAUCAUCGUAUGUAUCAUUAUCUACAGGAAAAAGCAAAAGGUAAACAAGUCACACUCCGAGCAAUUAAUCCAUUUUUCGGAAUGAAGUUUGUACCCCGGGACAAAAGUUUAGACGGGGUCGACUUUCUUUGAGUUAUGUUAUACAGCGGGGGACCUAAUCCAGUGGAAAAAACGUACCAUUUUGCAUUCGGGAAGUAUCAAAAAUGUGGUAAAAUGUUUCCCCCUCCAAGUGAAAAAACUUCGUUUUGAAGGGCGCGCCUUUUCCCUCACGAAAAGAGCGGGCGCGCUUUUGAAAUCGGAGUUUUUUCCCUCGGGGAAUGAUGCAUUUUGCCACAUUUUUGAUACUUCCCGGAUAAAAAAUGGUACGUUUUUUGCCACUGGAUCAGGUCCCUCUGUACGUAGUAUAUACCUUUAUACAAAGUAUAUUAUACCUUCCUUUUCAGGCCAAAUUUCCAGCUCUACCUCCCGAUGAAGAGUUCGAGGCAUAUGUCGCUAAAAUGCAAGGCAACCAGGAAGACAAGUCCGUUUCAAAAACGGAAGAGAAAUCAAACAUCAAAUCAAUGGUUGAGAAGGACAACAAUAAAGGAAAGGCACAGGAGAAGGACAAGAAGAAAUCCACCUCCGAAUAUAAGCAAGCGGAUGCAAAUCAAAACGAUUUUGGAGAAGUAUCCGUCGAAGUCGAGGAGAAGGAAAAGAAGGAGUCGAAUACGAAGAAGAAAGAUAUCGAGAAACCCACAGUAAGUUCUGAGCUGUCAUAUCUGGACAAGUAAUUCUGACGUUGUAUUCCGUUCGUAAAGUCGCUGGAGUGAUUUUUGGUGUUUGCAAUCGCCGAAAUCACUCCAGCGACUUUGCGAAGGGACAGCGGGGGACCUGAUCCAGUGGCAAAAAACGUACCAAUCUGCGUCCGGGAAGUAUCAAAAAUGUGGCAAAAUGCUUCGCUCUCCUAGUGAAAAAAAACUCCGAUUUCAAAAACGCGCCCGCUCUUUUUGUGAGGGAAAGGGCGCGACCUUCAAAACGAAGUUUUUUCACUUGAAGGGGGAUGCAUUUCGCCACAUUUUUGACACUUCCCGGAUGCAAAAUGGUAUGUUUUUUGCCACUGGAUCAGGUCCUUCACUGUGGUAAUGGGCCACUUUCAGGAAAUCUUAUCGAAACAAACGCCGAAGAAGUCAAAGGAGUCCAAGAAGCUAUCCAAAAAGAAGGCAAAGAAAACGCCUCCGGGUAUUAACGGGGAAAGUGUGGUCGACAAGAAAAGUAGGUUUUUAGAGAAAUAUUAGAACAACUACGUAACUAACGGCCUUUGAAUUUCAGAUCGCGACCGCAUCGAAAGCGAAACAUCUUUCACGAGCGGUAAGCAGUUUUCAUUUACAGUAGGGGACCUGAUCCAGUGGCAAAAAACGUACCAUUUUGCAUCCGGGAAGUAUCACAAAAGGUAGCAAAAUACCUCCCUCUCCAAGUGAAAAAACUCCGUUUUGAAGGGCGCGCCCUUUUUCCCCACAAAAAAAACGUGCGCGCUUUUGAAAUCGGAGUUUUUUCACUUGGAGAGGGAGGUAUUUUGCCACAUUUUUGAUACUUCCUGGAUGCAAAAUAGUACGUUUUUUGUCACUGGGGCAGGUCCCCCAUUCUAAGAGUAAUGUUUCUAGUCUCUGACACGUUUGCGAAUAAGAAAAAGCCUUCAACUGGGAAGCCUGAAAAGCGUCCCUCAGCCAAGCCGAUGAAAUCCGAAAAAUACGAAGAUGGGCAUGAUACCGUUCUUCAUGUCGGAGCCAGAACCGAAGUCAAAAAAGGAAAGGGGAAACCGUCACCUCUGAAAGACUACGAUAGAGGUAUCAGACUUGAGAUAACUUUUGAGUUAUCUUGUGUGCUAAUAAUUGUUGUUUUUAGGUCGAGAAAACUUCAAACGCUUGAUGAAAGAGGUCGAACGAGCUGACCAAUCCGAUAAAAACGACGAAAGUAUCAAUUCUGAGGACAAGUCUCGUGCAUAA